This is a messenger RNA of Guyanagaster necrorhizus, 393 nucleotides long. RefSeq lists its product as uncharacterized. Bases 1 to 393 code for a protein of 130 amino acids. The transcript is spliced from 3 exons. Lineage: Eukaryota; Fungi; Basidiomycota; Agaricomycetes; Agaricales; Physalacriaceae. The record is from RefSeq and is a predicted model, not a curated record.
AUGUCGGUGAGAGGUUAUAUGGUCGACUGCCCGUCGGUCGCGAAUAUCUGUUGCGCCAUUCUGGUAUUGUCUUGGGCCACUCGAAUUCAGCUGUCAUGGAUCGCGAUGGGCCGUGGAGAAGCUGUCGGAAAGUCCACCUUCAAGUAUCUCGCCAUGUAUGAGUUCGACAAUGGUGAUUUCUUGAAGAUCCCAGAAUGGGCGGCAACCGACUCGUAUGACCAGGAAGCUACCUGCGUUACAGAGUGGCCCGGAGACAAAUCGUCGAAAUGGAGGGACAUGGCUAUCAAGUUGAUGACCGGGAGUAACACUGCCAUGGUUCACAUAACAACACGAAACCGUGAGAAGGGCUUAGUAAGCACAACCGAACCGCCUAGAUACCGGAAUGCUCGCUAA